AUGCGUUUCUCCCUGAUCUCCGUUCUCUCCCUCGUCGGCGCCGGUAUGGUGUCCGCUCGUCCUUCCGAGGGCUCUAUGCUCGCCAUGCGUGAUUCCACUGAAAGCAAGGUCAAGGCGGCCGACGCUGCUCUGGCAGGCCACAAACUCGAGAACGAGUCUGAGGUCUCGGAGUGUAUCGCCCCUCUGCUUUGCUGCAGCUCUCUCACUACCCCUCUGGAUCACAUCGUGGAUCCUAUCCUGAAGGAUCUUGGCAUUGACGCCGCCAAAAUUGUCGGAUCCAUUGGUCUGCUGUGUGACCCCUAUACUUCCGCUUGCACCUCGGCCCCUCAGUGCUGUACCGAGGCCAACCUGCUGGGUGGUGCUGUUGCUCUCGGCUGCUCCGAGUACAAGGAGGAGGAGGAAUAG
Penicillium cataractarum is the source of this 405-nucleotide messenger RNA. Its product is annotated as hydrophobin family protein. The coding region runs from base 1 to 405 and encodes 134 amino acids. NCBI's taxonomy places the organism in Eukaryota, Fungi, Ascomycota, Eurotiomycetes, Eurotiales, Aspergillaceae. Gene Ontology annotation, molecular function: structural constituent of cell wall. Gene Ontology annotation, cellular component: fungal-type cell wall. The record is from RefSeq and is a predicted model, not a curated record. The transcript is spliced from 3 exons.